AUGUCUUCUAAUAAUUUUAAUAAUUCUGUUUUUCCCGAAGGGUUGAACAGUUUUUCAGCUUGGGGAUUUACAGCGUUUGAACCACUUACAUAUAUAUAUUUUAAUAUAGCCUUUGUUAUAAUUGCAUACCCUUUAUAUCGACUAAUAGCAGGCUUUCUUAAAUGGGAGUUAAAUGAGAAAACGCCAAGUAAACAUUAUAGCGAUAUCAUUGCGUGUAUUAGAUAUGGAUUUAUUGUAUUUGUGCUUGGUGGAUAUUCAUAUACUUUCGAUUGGAUCACAAUUCUCUCAUUUUACGUUGCAAUGUAUUCGUUCGGUCGUAUAGCAGAAAUUCCCUUUGCCAAACAAUCUUUACCAACAUGGCGUAAUUGGGCAAUACAAAUGUGGAUAGUAAUAAUUGUAGCAAUACUUAUAAUUUUGGCAUUUGCGGCUUAUCAUAUUUAUCUAGGUGUAAUUUUCACCGAAUCCGGUCAACUCGGACAUGAUGGAAUAUUUUUAGCUUGGUAUAUAGGUAGUUUGAUAAUCCCAGUAAUAUUAAUUUUGCUUGGCUUAUUAGCUGUUAGAGAACAAAAUGAUAGAUUUAUAUCAAAGAAAUGGUUUAAGAUUGUAGGUAUAUUUAAGAUGAAAAAAAAAGCUGACGUGGAAGCACAUUCGAGCAAUGAUAAUGCUGAAAAUACUGAAAAUUCUGAACCAGUUGCUAGCGGUGAAGAGACUAAAAAUGAACCACAGCCGUAUAGCAAAAGUGUAGAUGUUCAUAUACAUCAUUGGCAAAUAUUUUAUGUUCUUGCAUUUUUCACGAGAUUUGAUGAUCCUAUUUCGCGAGUUGCUUCUGGUAUUGUAUUAGGAAUAUAUACACAAGGCAUGAUAGCGUAA
This is a messenger RNA of Dentiscutata erythropus, 870 nucleotides long. The record is from the annotation of a GenBank genome assembly. Lineage: Eukaryota; Fungi; Glomeromycota; Glomeromycetes; Diversisporales; Gigasporaceae.